Molecule: messenger RNA, 2175 nt
Organism: Planococcus citri (citrus mealybug)
Lineage: Eukaryota; Metazoa; Arthropoda; Insecta; Hemiptera; Pseudococcidae
Exons: 4
Coding region: 157-1845 (562 amino acids)
Source: RefSeq, a predicted model, not a curated record
AUGUAAACAAACCAUCGUCAUUUAUCAUUUCAUUUAAUUUUAGAAUUUUAGACUUCGAAAAACGUUUUGUAAACUCGAUUACGAAACAUUAUCCACUCGAUAAAACACCCAACGAUGGAUUACAAUUAUUGCUAAAACCGACUCAAUAAUCCAGCAAUGGACACUCCUUCGAAUUCGAUGGCUUGUUCUUGCCAUCAAAAUGGUGGUAAAAAGAUACACAAUUAUUUCGUGCUCGAAACCAUGUUACCAGUGGAAUAUAGUUAUCUGAUUUGUACCUUCAAAGAGUCAGCCAAUCACUCGAUUACCAGUCGUUUCCAUCUAAACUGCUUUACCAAAGACGAAGCGAUCGAAUGGCUCGACAAGUGCUCUUCCAUAACCAAUAUAACUUUCACGAUUCAGAAAAAAGACAAUACUGUUUACGCCAGAUGCUGUUGUUGUACGCAAAUCGAGAACCGGUGUCGGACAGUGAUGAAAAUCAAUCUAAAUCCUAGUAAUGUAACUUCAAACGACAGCAGUUUGACCGAACAUACGAUCCUACACGAGCAUCCAACCACUGUGAUCCUUCAUUACACUCACGAUAUCGGUGCCAUAUCAGACAUGUUGAUCGAAGAGAUAGCCGUAGACGAUGAUUUUCACGAUUCUACAGAAAAUCAACCUACGACCAAACCAAAGUCAACUUUCCUCGACAAUAUCAUGCGUCAAAAACUAUCCUACCUGUUCGACAAAGGCAAAUCUCCUCAACGAACGUACCAACUGUACAAGAACGAAAUACAAUCAGUUUUCGAUCGAUACAACACCGAUAAUAGCCAACAACCUGACUUGAACUGGCUCCAAGAACAAUUCUACGUUUAUUUCGAACAUAAGUACGGUAUUCAGUUCAAGGAAGCGUUGACUCGAUGGAAAGCCCGAUCCGAAGAGCAGGCCGCCGAACAGCAAUCUGUUCUAGAUACACAAAAACUCAAAGUACUAGAUUCCAAGAUCGACGAACUUUGCAAAAAAUACAAAUCAAUUUUACCCGCCUGUGAACGCGAACCAGAAUCCUCGUCUCCUAAAGUAAUCAAUUCCAUUGGAACAUCGUCCGUCAACAAUACACCUUCGUACGUAAUCAACUUCAACUCGCAACAACCCAAAUUAGAGCAGUUGAACGCGAUUCCUGUGAAACUGAUACCGAACGAUAUCGUCGUCCAGAGUAAAGAUAGCAACCAUGUUUUGAAGAUGAUCGGUAUCAACGAAUCGAGCCCACAAAACAUCACCCUUCCAUCCAAUGUGAACGGGAUUUUCAUCUUGGCUCAUAAUGAUAUUCAACCGCAGACAUCUUUCAAACAAUCCAAUACGUAUACUUCGAUUUUGAAGAAACCGUCGAGUGAAAAAUCACCGCCUCCUGUUCCUAUUCCGAGAAAACCCAAACAGCCUAGAAAAUCUACUUUGAAAUGCGAAGAUCCCGAUGAUAUCAUGUUCACCGAUAAAAUAGAAGACCUGCAAACGCAAGUAAAUUCUAAAAAAAGGAAACUAAAGUCGUCUCACUCUACGACUAAGAAGAGAAAAGUCGCGCCGAAAAUCACUCAGCAAUUGCGAGUAACAUCGACUUCAAAAAAACGCAAACGAAAGUCGUCUCGCUUUACUAGGAUAAAGAAGAGAAGCGCUCAGCAAUUGCCAGCUAAAUCGACUUCAAAAAAAAACAAACGAAAGUCGUCUCGCUCUACGAAUAAAAGAAGAAAAGUCGCGCUGAAAAACGAACCUAUACCUACCAUUGAUAAAAAUGAAAAUGAAAAUAUCGAAUUGAAAAACACCCCUAUUGUCGAUGUCGAUGUCGAUGAUAUAGAAAAUGUCAUUUGUAGCGAUUAAAUGUGGACAGAGGGUUGGAAGGGUUGGGUAUUUUUCUACAAUGUUUUUUCACAUGAGAGACAUCGUAAAAACCAUCGAAUAUUUUUAUUUUACAGACAGAAGUGAUGUUUUUUUAUUUUUAUUUUGAGUUAUCGGUUAUCUCCAGAGGUCAGAGUUGAUAGCUCGGUACUAAUUAUAGGUCUAUAAUAUGUGUAUGUAAGCCUUAUCUACGCAUAUUACCUGUACUCAUUUCAUUUCGUUUGUUGUUUUUCGUUAUAUUUUAUAUACAAGAAGUACUAGUGUUCAUUUUUCUAUUUUUAAUGUUGAUUUCAUUAAACGUUAUUUUCAUUU